Colletotrichum higginsianum IMI 349063 is the source of this 987-nucleotide messenger RNA. RefSeq lists its product as uncharacterized. Bases 1 to 987 code for a protein of 328 amino acids. NCBI's taxonomy places the organism in Eukaryota, Fungi, Ascomycota, Sordariomycetes, Glomerellales, Glomerellaceae. The transcript has 3 exons. The record is from RefSeq and is a predicted model, not a curated record.
AUGCCUUGCCCACGGACGAAGGUCUCUCCGGCGGAGGGCGGCGGCUUCGCCUUUGUUCCGAUAUCCCACCCGAGCGAAUCGGCGGCCUGGAAGAAGAAAGUGAGAUCCCAUGCGGCCAGAAACCACCAGGCCCGGCGGCAGCGGGUUGUCGCCUACCAGCAGACCGCCGUCACCACCCGUGCGAGUACCCCGUCCGAUGGCCAAGACUCGGACGGAGCCCCUCUCCGCCCGUCGAGCCAACCACCGGAGACCCGGGAGGUGUUCGCGUCUGGCAGGGUUCUCUCAGACUGGAAUUAUGGAAACAGCCAUCCACUUGUUCACAUAAACAGCCCCAUAUCGCCCUUGGGCGCCGCAAGGACCGACCCGUUCAACAGCUUCCACAGGGUUGUCACGCCUUGGGAACAGAAGCUCCUCGAUCACUUCAUGCAAUACAUGGUCAUGAAGGAAAUGACAUGCGUGCCCUCCCUGAACCUCGACAUAUUGGGCGACAAGGCCGCGUUCUGGAAGAGCAUGGCGGCGCAUUGGGUGCAGACCUCGCUCUCUGACCGCGGGAUGCUCGCCAGUACCCUGCUCUGGGCCUGCAGGCAUAUGGCGGCAGUGCAACAUCGCGACAUCUUCAACCCGCAGGCGACCAGGUACAGGUUGGAGUGCAUCCAGAUGCUCAACCAGACCCUGACGAGGGAAGGGAAGAACAUCAGCAACCUCACUAUUACUAAGACGCUUGCUUUGGCUUCGGACUCGAACCUGAUGGGCGAACACGACAUCGCGGAACAGCACUUGAAAGCCGUGGGAUACAUGAUUCGAAUGCAGGACGAGGGUGACACUCCGAGCGACUUCCUCGGCAGGCUCGUGAUAUGGUUCACUCGGGACAAAAACUCCAAGAGCAUGAUGGGCAGGGCGAACCUGGACUUCAACACGGACAUGACACCCGUUGCGAAAGUAGAAAAGGACUUGGUUUAUCACGUCAACGCGUCGACAAGUGUCUAA